Messenger RNA from Striga asiatica, 369 nucleotides. The record is from the annotation of a GenBank genome assembly. NCBI's taxonomy places the organism in Eukaryota, Viridiplantae, Streptophyta, Magnoliopsida, Lamiales, Orobanchaceae.
AUGGACUGGAUGAGCCGGGCCCAAUUCGCAAUAGAGGCCUCGGUCGCGGAGUCCAUGGCCCGGUCCAUGAACCUCCCCUCCGUCGCUAGCCUUUUCAGGAUCCUCCUCUUCAAGAUCUGUUCUUUCCAUGAUUUUUCACUGCCUCGACGGCAUCUGGGGCCCGUUCUGAGUUAUUUGGCCUGCCAUGGUGCUGAAAUUGUUAGCCGGGUCGGGCCGAAAUCCAUGAAGUCCGAAGUUGGGGUAGAGCGGAGGUUGAGUUUCGGAAAAUGGUUUGUUCUUAUGGGAUUUCGGGUGUUGCGGCAGAGAGUGAUCGGAGGAGGUGGAAAAAUCGGCGGAAAAAGGUGGGAUUUUGGGGAGGUGAGGGAUUGA